Phragmites australis (common reed) is the source of this 2720-nucleotide messenger RNA. Its product is annotated as serine/threonine-protein kinase Nek2-like. Gene Ontology annotation, biological process: protein phosphorylation. The transcript is spliced from 15 exons. Bases 381 to 2147 code for a protein of 588 amino acids. NCBI's taxonomy places the organism in Eukaryota, Viridiplantae, Streptophyta, Magnoliopsida, Poales, Poaceae. Gene Ontology annotation, molecular function: protein kinase activity; ATP binding. The record is from RefSeq and is a predicted model, not a curated record.
UUUUCUCUCUCUACAGUUUCCAUUGCCCUCUCUCUCCUCCCCCUCGGAAUGCUUUUCCUCUCUAGCGGUCUGGCCCUCCCCUCUUCACCUUUUCGGCCAUAUAAUUGUUUUUAGGGCUUCAAAGCAUUCGGCGAAUUUGAACUCGCUCCGCGCAACCCCCGGUCUGUCUCUCUGAUAAAAUGAGGCGAGAUCUGUGUGCAAGGUGAACACCCUCAAAGAUUUCUCCUCCUUCCCUUCCGCUUCUUGCAUUGGCCCCAGUCGGGACGGUUGCUCCGGGAGGGGGCUUCUUGAGCUAUUUUGGUUAGUUCUUGGAGUUUGCAACUGGCGUUCGGAGGUUUUGGACAGAAGGACAAAAAAAAUCUUGCUGAACGUAGACAGCCAUGGAUCAAUACGAGGUGUUGGAACAGAUCGGUAAAGGGGCAUUUGGUUCUGCCCUGUUAGUCAGACACAAGGUGGAGAAGAAGAAGUAUGUGUUGAAAAAGAUCCGGCUUGCGCGGCAGACAGACCGCACUCGCCAAUCUGCCCACCAGGAGAUGCAACUCAUUGCUACAGUGAGGAAUCCAUUCAUUGUAGAAUACGAGGAUUCAUGGGUGAAUAAGGGUUGCUACGUUUGCAUUGUUAUAGGGUAUUGUGAGGGAGGAGACAUGGCUCAAGCUAUUAAAAGAGCUAAUGGUACCCACUUUUCGGAGGAGAGGCUUUGCCUGUGGCUAGUGCAGCUUCUCAUGGCCCUUGACUAUUUGCAUGCAAAUCACAUUCUUCACCGUGAUGUGAAGUGCUCCAAUAUAUUUCUUACUAGGGAUCAGACUAUAAGACUUGGUGACUUUGGGCUUGCAAAAAUAUUGACCCCUGAUGAUCUAGCAUCCUCGGUUGUUGGAACACCAAGUUAUAUGUGCCCAGAACUUCUUGCUGAUAUACCUUAUGGCACCAGAUCUGAUAUUUGGUCACUAGGAUGCUGCAUGUAUGAAAUGACUGCACUCAAACCCGCAUUUAAAGCUUUCGAUAUGCAAGCCCUUAUUAACAAGAUUACCAAGUCGAUAGUAUCACCUUUGCCAACAAGAUAUUCUGGUGCAUUUCGGGGACUUGUUAGGAGCAUGCUUCGGAGAAGUCCAGAGCGCAGGCCAAGUGCAGCUGAACUACUGAAGCAUCCACAUCUACAACCUUAUGUGCUGCAAGUCCAUUUGAAAUCUUCCCCUUCUCGCGGCAUAAUUCCUGUCCAUCAAUCUCCUAGUGACAAGAGAAUGACAUUUCCCACAGAGCCUGUUUUGAGAAGCAAGGGCAGGAGGAACUCUUUUGGUAAUGAAAGGAUAGUAACCUUUAGCAAACCUUCUCCUGAGAGAAAUUCUAUCAGCUCUAUUCGGAGUAUAAAGGAUUACACCACCACACAGAGUGUCAAAGAGUCAUCUAUUGAUGACAGUCAGGUUGGGGAAGUUACUAGUAAAACCUUAGCAUCAAGGACCUCAAGUGUCAUGAAGACUCCAAAGAUGACUCCAUCCAAGAUAAUCACAACUCCAAAGAAUCGGCUAGAACCUCCACAAGCAUCCUACAACAGAUCAAAUUGUAGUGAGUUUCCAACAACACCAGUUAACAGAAGCACUCAGCUGGCCUGCAGAGCAUCACUUCCAUUGCCAGCAUUCGAGACACCGAAGCACAGCAUCAGCAUCUUGGAGCAGCUGGAGUCCCCUGAUGUCUCCGUGAAUUCACCUCGAAUCGACAGAAUUGCUGAAUUCCCACUAGCUUCAUCUGAGGAUCCAUUGUUCUCAAUCGGCAAGCCCUCAUCUGCUCACGGCUCGUGCUCAGCCUCAGCCACGCCUCUGUUCGUGGACCGGUCCAUCACCAAGGACAAGUGCACGGUGCAGACACUCCGUGCCGCAGAUGGCGACAACGACAGGAGCGACUCCUCGGGCCGCAACGCCACCGUCGCUUCGAGCCGUGGCUCCACGGACUCCAGGCAGCGGCGGUUCGACACGACGUCAUACCAGCAGCGCGCGGAGGCUCUGGAGGGCCUGCUCGAGUUCAGCGCGCAGCUGCUGCAACAGGAGAGGUACGAGGAGCUGGGGAUCCUGCUGAAGCCGUUCGGCCCAGAGAAGGUGUCCCCCAGGGAGACGGCCAUCUGGCUCACCAAGAGCUUCAAGGAGACAGGGUUGUAGUUGUAGCCUCACCUUGCUUGUAGGCAACACCAGCACUUUCAGGUUUGUGAUGUGCAAUGUAGCUCGAUCAGGUAGCUAAGAGAUGUUAGCAUUCAGUUUUUUCGAUGCUGGGAGUGAACACCAUCUCAGUGUUGUCCUAGCUUAAGUCCUACUACCUUUAUGGUGCUUUUUCUAGGCCCCCAGAAUUAACAGCAGGAAGUGAAGUAGUAGCAGUAGAACUGGAAGUGUGAGGCAGGAAGUAGUGGAAUCCUGGCUAGGUGCUGUAAGGUUGUAACAAUCUGGUAACUUGAGAGCUAGUUUCAUUCAACAGUGCUGGAGAAUAUUUAUCCAUAGAUUCAGCCUAGCUCAUUUGAUUUCCAUCCGCAUUGCUUGCUGAUGCGUGCAUCAAGGUCACUACUUGAAGGCACUUGGAAAAGGAGUGUUUGAUCUUCCUAAUCUAGAUGCAUGGAUUAGAUAUGGAUAGCUCGGUGAAUUUUAUCUUGAUGUGUGAAAUGAAACUAUGCUGGAUGGCUGGUUGAUCCCUAGUCGUGGGCACGUGAAGGACGCAAGGAGAGAAGCAAGUUGAGAGCUAGC